Messenger RNA from Phoenix dactylifera (date palm), 1399 nucleotides. Its product is annotated as plant cysteine oxidase 2-like. The record is from RefSeq and is a predicted model, not a curated record. Gene Ontology annotation, molecular function: oxidoreductase activity, acting on single donors with incorporation of molecular oxygen, incorporation of two atoms of oxygen. NCBI's taxonomy places the organism in Eukaryota, Viridiplantae, Streptophyta, Magnoliopsida, Arecales, Arecaceae.
GGCUGUUUGGGAGUAGCCCACAGGAAAGUGGAGAAUCUCCCUCGGCGUGGCCCCUGGUUUUUUUCACCCAGGCUCGUUGUCUCAGCCAAACUACCCAAAUCCCUCCCCUUUUUAUACUCCCAUAUCUCCAUCACCCCUCCACAGGAAUUCCCCUGCUUCCAAUUCCUGUGAGUAGAAUUCUACCCGUAUAAAGCCAUCAAAUCCCAUCGGCUCUCCUCUUGCACAAAAUCCCAUCUUUUUUCCCAACAAUUCUGGUCUUUUCCGAUACUUGAGGGGUUGGCGGGGCGAGUCGGGCCGAUCUUGAUGGGGGUUGACAGGAGGUUGGCCGACAGGAAGGGGAAGGAGGAGGCGGCGGCGAUGGAGAAGAGCAAGUCGGCGAAGAAGAGCAAGCGGCGGCAGAAGAAGUCGCCGCCGAUGCCGACUGUCGUCCAGAGGCUGUUCGAUACCUGCAAGGAGAUCUUCGCCAAUUGUGGAGCCGACGUCGUCCCGGCUCCGGAGGACAUCGAGCGCCUUCGAGCCAUUCUUGAUGUUAUGAAACCAGAAGAUGUUGGUCUGAAUCCAAACCUGCAGUAUUUUCACAAUGUUGUGUCUGAAGGGCCUCCUGUGAUAACAUACUUACCCCUUUAUGAGUGUCCCAAGUUCUCGAUAUGUAUCUUCUGCAUGCCUAAGUCUGCUGUCAUCCCACUGCAUAAUCACCCAGGAAUGACUGUCUUUAGCAAGAUUCUUUUUGGGUCAAUGCACAUCAAGUCGUAUGAUUGGGUUAAUAAUCCUCAGAACUCGAACGAGACAGUUAGAAAUGCUGAUGGUGCGCGGCUAGCCAAGGUUAUUACCGAUGAUGUUUUCAAGGUGCCAUGCAAGACAUCCAUACUAUAUCCAGCUGCUGGAGGCAACAUGCAUCGUUUUACUGCAGUGACCUCUUGUGCAGUGCUGGAUGUGCUUGGCCCACCUUACACUAAAUCUGAAGGAAGAGAUUGUGCAUAUUAUAAUGACCUCCCAUAUUUGAGUUCCUCUGGCGAUGCGGUUUUGGCGGCCGGUGAGCAUGAGAGGCAUGCUUGGCUGAAAGAGAGGGUGGGAAAACCUGAUGACUGCUUUGUUCUGGCUGCUGAGUACAAGGGCCCAAAAAUUGUGGACCACUGAAUUACCAUCUGAAAGCACAGCACUUCUGCUGGUUGGGUGUAGAUACACAAAAAAGAGAAUGGAAAGGGAUAAGGGAAAGGUUCUGGGUGGCUUGCGCACACCUCACAGCAAUUUUCUGUUUUAUUAGAUUAGCUUUGCUUAGUUAGGGUUUUAAGCUUUUACUUAUGACUGUGGUGUUGAUAAUUUGAUACAUGGAAAAAUAUAAUUCUGAAUGAUGUAAGACUCAGAUUUUUAUCUGAAUUCAUUUUUUUUUUCCUCCUCC